Messenger RNA from Perca fluviatilis (European perch), 1199 nucleotides. RefSeq lists its product as uncharacterized. Bases 288 to 1199 code for a protein of 303 amino acids. Lineage: Eukaryota; Metazoa; Chordata; Actinopteri; Perciformes; Percidae. The transcript is spliced from 4 exons. The record is from RefSeq and is a predicted model, not a curated record.
CCGUAGCUAACGCUAAUUGGUUGGUUGAGCUAAACGUACGUAAUUUUGCACACGGUCAAGCGCACUGGAUCACGUUACUCUGCUGCUGCCAAAAAAAAAAAAAGAGAAGAGCUGCUGCUGUUUGCCACGGCCAUACUUCGGCCGCGGUCGAGGACAACUUUAUCGUCGAAUUUUAUUUCACUGUAGUUUUGGACGGUCAUGUGCUGGCCUGCAACGCAUAAAGGAACGCUGCCAACGAGUUGGAGGAGCAUGCCAUUGACUGUUUCCUGUCAUGGGAGGCAGGCAUCAUGGAUCAGCUCAGCCCAGCUCACAAGGCUAUGUUCCCUGCUGUGCUAACAUUACGGUGUGGACAAGGACGGUGCCAAACGUGGAGAGUAUCUGGCUCCGGUAGUCCUGAAUGUUGUCCGCCUCGGCCAGGAGGAAGGCGUGCCGCAGGAGCUGCUCGCAGGGUAGUUCUCUGGGAAGAGGUGCUGCCUGGACGCAGAGACGAUGCCUCCGGGUUUCACCAAGGCCAUGAGGAGCGUGGUGUAGAGGUCCUUCCUCUGAUAGUAGUCCUCCAGGUGGUUCUCAUGCACCUGCCACCACUCCUUAAACAUGGUGUUGCCCUCUGUGUGGUCACGCAGGAGGCGAAUUACAGUUUUGUCCACCCCACGCCUUGCGGUCAGCACGGCCGGAAACCUGGCCCGACGAGCCUCGCUCAGCUGCUGCAGAAUGACAUCGUCCCACGCCAGCCACCGACCCAUGGGACCACUCUGUCCACCCCUGGCAGCCUUGAGGCACGGUCCGUAGGAAACCACCUCUGUCACCAUGGCGUACCAACCGCGCGCACACUUGGAGAGGUGUGCGUUGCCUCCGGCCCCAGCGCACUUAUCACCACGCGGACACUUCAGGGAGCACCGCCACACUCUGAUGGGGUGCCAGAAGAAAACACUGCUGCCAUAAAAGGCCUGCGGAGUGGGGAUGCCGCCGCUAACGAAGCCGGGUGGCUCAGGGGGGUAAAACCACAUCCGGUCAGAGUUCAGGACGCGCCGCCUUCUAAUGACGCCCUUGAUGUCCUUGUACAUUUGGACGGGCGUAAAGAGGCCUCUCUCGCUGUCCUCCUUCAGCCAGGGGAUGUCUGCAGAUGGGAUGCCAUGGGACUCUUCCCACAGCCUCCCGCACCCAGCCUUCCAGCUCCACCUGCAAGACACAACAUUUAG